AGUUGCAUAAAUUACAUGCACCCGUGUUUUUAUUGUGAAGAAAAGAUAUGCAGGUAAGUUUGAAUAUCAUUGAAGCUGCUUAAUGCGUUCGACAUGUUAGCUGCGUAUAAUAUUACUGAAACAUGUAUUGAAUCUAUUGAUAUAUCUUCUCCUCCAUUCAUUCGCUCCCUCUCCUGGUUCUCCGUAGCUCUCUCCCUCUCUCAAAGAAGCCAACAAAGCCAGAAAACAUAUUCUCCCAUUGACAAUUUAUAAGAGACGUAGUCUAGAUACGAUCCACAUUGACUCAGAAGUUGUAUAUUAAACUAUUAAAGCGCCAUGGCCAUGGAGAAAAAGCUUUGUUUCAUUGUCAUUCUAUCAAUGUGUCUCCUAAAUGUCGAAUUCUCACGUGCACAGGAGGAUUCUCCAUCACCUGCUACCUCACCGAAACGUGCGGCACCAGCCCAUUCUCCUCUGCCACCGUCUUCUUCCUCUUCACCGGAAUCACAUUCCUCUCCCUCACUAUCACCAUCACCAGCACAUUCUCCUCUGCCACCGUCUUCUUCCUCUUCACCGCAAUCACAUUCCUCUCCCUCACCAUCACCAUCACCAUCACCAGCACAUUCUCCUCUGCCAUCGUCUUCUUCUUCACCGGAAUCACAUUCCUCUCCCUCUCCCUCUCCAUCAUCAUCACCAUCACCAUCACAUUCUCCUCUGCCACCGCCUUCUUCAUCACCGGAAUCACAUUCCUCUCCCUCUCCCUCACCAUCACCCGAAGGUGUUUCUCUUCCGGCACCAGCUUCAUCACCAGAUUCUCCAUCACCAUCUCCUCAGCAGGAAUCUCCCUCAUCUUUUUCUCCCUCUCCUGACUCUCCUGAACCAGCACCUGCUCCUGCUCCAUCAGAAGACGAUGCAGAUGAUGAUUUAGAUGAGGAGGAGACAGAGGAUAUCCCUUCUCAGACCCCCUCUCCUGGACCGGAAGAAGAAGGUAAACCAGAAGACAUCAAAGCAAGCGAGAAAGCAAGCGAAGAGAAAGCAAGCGAGGAUGGCGAAUACGAGUAUGAGGGAAGCGAUCGCGGGCUGAGUGGAUGGCAGAAAGCAGGGAUCACCAUUGGAGCAAUAAUUGGAGUAGGAGCCAUUAUAAUAGGAGCUCUCGUUUACAAGAAACGACAAGAUAACUUGGCAAGAGCUCGUUACACUUACUUUAACCAAUCAGAGUUUCUUUAA
Messenger RNA from Eruca vesicaria subsp. sativa (arugula), 1203 nucleotides. The record is from the annotation of a GenBank genome assembly. NCBI's taxonomy places the organism in Eukaryota, Viridiplantae, Streptophyta, Magnoliopsida, Brassicales, Brassicaceae.